UACAUUUGGAUGCUGUAAGCGUGCAAUGCUUUGCUCUGCCCUGUACGGUUUGUAUGUAUCGGUCACCGGUGCGAACGGGCGGACGGAGUGCGGGCUACUUUGCGUCGAGGGUGUAAUACAAAGAUUAACCCUAAACUAAUACGCAAGGCUGCGUUUAAAGGCAACUUGGUACCCGCGAGGAUGCGCUCAGCAUCAUCCAGUGAUGUAAUGUGAUGGGAAUAACGCAGGAUACAGUGAUGGAUACACGGGCCACACCUGUGCUGCGGAUGGACAGGUGCGUUACCUGUGGACCUGUUGGAGACCACCGGGCACAAAUGCGCAGCACUGGGCAUCACACGACCCAAUGAUGGCGUUGUGACACACCAUUGGAUCGAACAAAGACCUAAUGGGUCCUAUUCGUGGCACUCGUUUUAUAUCGAUGAUUAGAUUCAAAGCACUGGAUUCAGUUCACACUGGCCUUAUAUUAACUGGACGGAGCCGUCUGCGUUUCAUCUGCGUGCGUAAAAGCUUGAAUUCGAGACAAAGACCGUGUGGAUGUAACGCGCACCGGUGAAAAAACGCGCUAUGGAUGCGGUUCGGCUGGACGCGCUCAAUCCGCCGGCCGAGAACGGCAAUGUGUCGCAGUCCGAACCGCGCAAGCGGCUCUCGCAGGUGGACACGGUGGUUCUGCCGUUUCUCGGGGGGUUCGGGAGAUAUCAGCGGCGUCUGGUGGCCCUGACGUGGAUCCCGGCGGUGCUGAUCUCGUUCAGCCAGUUCUCCGAUUACUUUCUGCUCGGGGAGCCGGACAAGAAGUGCGUCCGCCCGGUUCAUGGCAACGGGACAGGAUCGGCCCGUGUUUUACUUUCGGAACUGAUUGCUAACGGGACAGAAAGCGACACCGGUUACGGUUCGGCGUGCAUGUGCUCGGAGUGGAGGUUUGAACUGCAGUCGGGACUGCAGCAGAAUGUGGUCACCAAGUGGACGCUGGUGUGUGAUGGAGAGUGGAAGGUUCAUAUUGCAAAGUUCUCUCUGUUGGUCGGGUCGAUAUUUGGUUACUUGCUGAUGGGAGCGAUGGCAGACUGGUUGGGUCGUAUCCCCGUGCUGCUGGUGUCUGUGCUCUCUUUGCUGGUGUUCGGGUUAGCCAUGGCGUUUUCUGUGGAUAUGGCCAUGUUCAGCACACUGCGCUUCUUUGAAGGCUUUUGUCUAGCCGCUAUCAGGUUAUCUCUUUACGUCCUGAGGAUUGAGUUAUGUCUGCCAAAGUGGCGUUUCUCCAUGACCAUGAUCGCCAGUCUGAUUGUGGUUGGUGGGCAGCUCUUGAUGCCCGGUUUGGCAGCGUUAUGCCGCGAUUGGCAGAUUCUUCAGAUUACAAUCAUCGCUCCAUUUGUGCUUAUGCUCCCAUACGUAUGGAUGUUUCCUGAAUCUCUACGCUGGUUGUUGGUCACUCAACACUACCAAAGAGCCAAACGACAAAUGUACAGAAUCGCCCAGAGCAACAACGUAGACACGACGACCGAUCCGAGCGGCAUCCUCUCAGAGUUGGAGGCAGAACUGCAGCAGACGCCUGAGACCUGUUGUGUAACGCAGCUGAGGAGCACCAGAAACCUGUGGAAGAACACAGUUGUGCUUUGUGUUAACUCGUUGACCGGCUACGGCAUCCAUCACUGUUUCGCUCGUAGCGUCUCCGAGGGCAGCGCGACUCAUCUGCAUUAUUAUGCAUUAGCUGCGAUAGCAACAGCGUCUUGUUUGGUGGUAUUUCCCGUAGUAGGAGGUUUUGGCAGGAGAGGAGGUUUGCUUACCUUCAUGAUCAUUACAGCCCUGGCAUCUCUGCUGCAGCUUGGCUUGCUAAACCUCAUUGGAAAGUACAGUCUUCGGCAUGAUGAAGUUCUCAGAGACACUCUGAAUCGGCGGUUCUCAUACGCGUUCUCCAUCAUUGGAAUGUUCUCAUCUCAUGCCGUCAGCACGCUCAGCAUCUUUUACUGCGCAGAGAUCACGCCAACUGUUAUCAGAGGUGGAGGUGUGGGUUUGGUGUUGGCCAGCGCAGGUUUCGGUAUGUUAACGGCACCGUUGAUGGAGCUUCACAAUCAGAAGGGCUUCUUCCUCCAUCACAUCAUCCUCACGUGCUGCACGCUGCUCUGCAUCAUCUGCAUACCGUUAUUACCGGAGACCGCCGGACAGCCGCUACCCGAGACCAUCGCGGAGGGAGAAGGGAUGAUGCGGAGACCGAUCAUCCCCGCUGAGCAGCAUCAUCUCCUGUCCCGGACGGAAGUCAGGGAGUACUCACGCGUCCAGGACACGCCCCUUCACCAGGUCUUCAACUCUGGCAACGGGUCGAUGCCCAGCAACAGCACAGCCAAUGGUGUGAGGACUUCAUGACGUUUACGCCCAUACUCAAAGCCGCCAAACGGAGAACCGCGAUGGCGAGCUGAUUGAACUACCGCAGUGACGUUACAAUUUGCCAAGAUUUACGUUUUUAUAAGCGUGGAAAGUGACUGAUAAACGCCUCAUUAACCAGCAUCGGUGAAGAUUACCAUUGUAGAAAGCGAAAAUAUUAUUUUAACUUUCAUUCCGUGAAAGGAAGUCUAUUUUUUCGAAUAGCCACUAAGUUAGCUAAUUUAACUUCGGCCGAACAAGAAAGGAAUUUCGGAAUUGAAUGUGAAUUUUGUAUGUUUGGUAAAUCGUGUAUUUAUUAUGAACAGAACGAUGCUAAAAGGUAAAAGACAAACAUCGGCUUCCAUAAUGAAAUAAACGUGUGUUCGAUGAGCUGCGCAGAUCGAUGUGCGUAUGACGUCAAAGUACCGCGAAAGCGACAUACGAGCGUGUGGAGUAGUCUGCUCUCGCGAUACUUCGACGUCGAUCUGCGUACACGCUCAAUGAAGACGAAAACGCUUAUAAACACAACAAAUUUGUGUACUUUUGUUGUUUAAACCAAUUCUUCAAAAACAUGAGCACAACAAUUAUUGUGCAUUUAACAUAAAUGCAUGCAACAGUACUUACAUGAACUCAAAACACUGAUGUGACAAUUUACCUAAAUGUAGUUUUGCAGAAAAUUGCUCUACUUGGGUUUCAUGUUGCACUGAACUGAACGCAACAUUAAACAUGAGAAAGGUCUAAUUUACACACAAAUUGGCUCUGAUGGUUUUCAUUAUUGAUGCCCAAGUAUGUGUGCACCAAUUCAUUUUUUUUAGUCUUGUUUGUUUUGCACGAAAUCUGGAAAAGCAAUCAUGAAGCGGCCAAAUGAAUCUGUAAUGAGUGUAUAUGAAACCAUGACAAGACAGAUGAUGGCUGUUGACAAGAAAAACAGCAUAACUUAAUAGUAUGCUAUAAAGAUGCAAAAAUAAACAAACCCACCUGUUACAGGUUACUGCAGCACAAGGCGUUAAUUCAACAGCACCUGUCAAAGCACGUUUCAUUGCAAAUCAUUUUCUCAUAACAUGAAGUCUAAAUACGGUAAUAAAGUCUAUUUUAAACCAUUAAGAUUUUUUGCAUUCCUACAAUUUCUCUUUUUGUCCAAAACAAAUAUACAGUAUUACAGUAAAAGGAAACACUGCUGGGGGAUUGAUUUCACAAUGAAAAAAUCUUAAUGGUUGAAAAAGACUUAAUUUAUGCAAAAUAUAAUUUUCCAGUCCCUGGUUUCCUUCUGGACCUAUAAAUGUGAACUGGAAGUUAAUGCAGAGAGCGAUCACUUGAAGGGCUGCUGAGUGUUUUCAUGUAUAUUAAUCCAUUAUCAAUCUGUAGAAUAGCAGUGCAGUAACUUAAUCAUCAGCAUCUAUCCUCAAACUAUUCAGAAAAAACAUUUCACUUCUUCAUUACAAGUUGCAUUUGUCACAUUGUGUGAGUAAUAGUGAGUAUUAAGUAAUAUACACAUUUCGCAUUCGGCUAGUGUCCUGCAUAUGCUAGUAAACUCGAGCAACAUCUUGACUGUUCAUUAAGAAAAAAGCACAUAUGAAUCUCAGAGAAAAAUGUCCAGCUCAUAUUUAAGCCCAAAUCAUAAGUGAGAAAAAAACAUGACCUAAGAAAUGUAUAAAUUUAAAUUUGUGCAGAAGACAAACGUUUUGAAGCAUCAGUGUAUUUUUCUGUAUUUGCAGACUCCUGUGUGUCAUUUUUAAGACUAGGAUUAAAUAGAAAUUUCAUACAUUUUAAUGAUCCAUUUAAAGACAUUGCACUUGUAAAUAAAUACCUUUUUUAAUACAG
This is a messenger RNA of Paramisgurnus dabryanus, 4170 nucleotides long. It is a transcript of the gene slc22a23b, whose product is annotated as solute carrier family 22 member 23. Gene Ontology annotation, cellular component: membrane. Lineage: Eukaryota; Metazoa; Chordata; Actinopteri; Cypriniformes; Cobitidae. Gene Ontology annotation, molecular function: transmembrane transporter activity. The record is from RefSeq and is a predicted model, not a curated record. Gene Ontology annotation, biological process: transmembrane transport.